Uloborus diversus is the source of this 2130-nucleotide messenger RNA. Its product is annotated as calcitonin gene-related peptide type 1 receptor-like. Gene Ontology annotation, cellular component: plasma membrane. Gene Ontology annotation, molecular function: G protein-coupled peptide receptor activity. The transcript is spliced from 17 exons. Lineage: Eukaryota; Metazoa; Arthropoda; Arachnida; Araneae; Uloboridae. The coding region runs from base 66 to 1778 and encodes 570 amino acids. The record is from RefSeq and is a predicted model, not a curated record. Gene Ontology annotation, biological process: cell surface receptor signaling pathway; adenylate cyclase-activating G protein-coupled receptor signaling pathway.
UACAUACUGAAAGAAUCCUCUAACAGAACAAAUCAUCGUCUAUAUGUGGAAAAACGAAUAACGAAAUGAGCAAACUCUGGCUUCAUCAGCUGGCUGUCCUUCUAUUCAUAUCUGCAGUGUUUGUACAGGCCAAACUUCACAUUGGUGUGCCAGAAGGCACUUCAAGCAAUGAUAAUACGGAGGGAGGAAAUUCCAUUAUACUAAUUCAACAAAUACGAGCUUACUGGAGAUGCUACGAGAAGGUGAAAACUAGACCGGCAUCGAAUGCAGCAGGAGAUCAUAAUGACGAAACCGAUCUAUUUUGUCCUGCUACAUUCGAUGGCUGGGGAUGCUGGGAUGCAACUGCAGCUGGAAAUUACGCCGAGAUUCCAUGUCCAGUUGAAGAAAACUCUUCAAACAAAGUACGGAAGAGAUGCUCGGAGACUGGCUCCUGGGAAAUAAACGAAAGCACAAAAGAAGAAAAAGUAGAUUAUCGCGACUGCAACAUCAACGUCUCGUCAGCCGAUCCUGAUCUUCUAUUUCAAGUAAUCCAAGAGUUGACAACUCUAGAGAGAUCUCCUUACACCGAACCUCAGACGGCGGAAGCGUUUGAAAUGUGUUUAGAGGACGUAUUAGCUGCUCCUAAACCCAUCACUGAUGAACCAUAUUGUCCUCGAACUUUUGACGGAUGGGGCUGUUGGAAUGACACCACUGCUGGCAAGACUGCUUACAUUCCCUGCCCUCGUUUCAUCACGGGAUUUCUUCCAGAAAGAUCCGCACACAAAGAGUGCAAUCCAGAUGGAACAUGGUAUAGACAUCCGGACACUAACAGAACGUGGUCCAACUACACAACAUGUGUGGAUAAGGAAGAUUUAACGUUUCGUCAGCGUAUAGUGAAUAUCUACAUCUCGGGUUAUUCAACAUCUGUGAUUGCUCUGUUAAUAUCUCUUGGUAUUUUUUUCUACUUCAGGUCAGUGCAGUGCACGAGAAUCACAAUUCACAAGCAUCUCUUCGUUUCUUUCAUUAUAAAUAAUAUUAUGUGGAUCAUUUGGUACACCGAAGUUGUGCAGAAACCGUCAGUACUUAUUAAUAAUGGGCUUCCUUGCCAAAUUUUGCACGUGCUGGUUCAUUACUUCUUGGUGUCGAACUAUAUGUGGAUGUUUUGUGAAGGAUUGUACCUACACACACUUCUAAUCGUCGCUUUUGUUGCUGAAGAUAAACUACUCAAAUGGUUUUAUUUAAUAGGAUGGGGAAUACCCUUUGUUAUUAUUGUUGUCUACGCAAGUGUUCGAAACAGUUUUCCAGAAGACAAGACGUUCUGCUGGAUAGAAGAAAGUAAUUACUCCUGGAUCAUUUCUGGACCAGUCUGUAUCUCAAUGCUUCUAAACUUUGUGUUUCUCGUCAAUAUCGUUCGUGUUCUUGUGACUAAGCUGAGGGCAGUCAAUUCGCCAGACACUCAUCAAACCAGGAAAGCUGUGCGUGCCACCCUCAUAUUGAUUCCAUUGCUGGGUUUGCAUUACGUCGUUACUCCCUUCCGCCCUGUGCCAAGAUCUCCAGGAGAAGCCAUAUAUGAGACUGUUUCAGCUAUAGUCACUUCUUUUCAGGGCUUAAGCGUAGCUUUACUUUUCUGCUUCUUCAACGGAGAGGUAAUUGCUCUUAUCCGCAAAAAAUGGAACCAAGCGCUUCUUAUGAGAGGUAGAAGAAUGUCAUAUGCUGCCACAACUGUAUCGGUAAAAGAGCGUUCCACUGCCAAUGGUAAAGCCGUUCCAGCCGCCAAAAGCUUGCUAGCCCUUGUGUGAUGACCAAAAUGAGUAGGCUUUCCUUGUUGAUGACCAAAUGGAUAAUGACGUCAGUUCCCUAGUAACCUGGCAAUAAUGGUAGUCUCCAUGAGACAAUAAUGACUUGACAUUUCUCUUCAAACAGUCCAGGUGUUCAUUCAGAAGAUCAAAAAUUUGUUGUUUCAGACUUUCGAAGAAUGAGACAUUUCUGAAGUGAGAAACAUGAUCGCCAAGAUGUAGCCAAGCAUCUUUUCAUGCACGUCAAAUGCUCCAUGAAACAUCUGUACAAACCAUCUUUCGAGAACUAAACAUUGUUGUCCAUCAUCAAGAAGUGACAGUUCAAGAAUCAGCGCAUCAUGAUCACCAAACAUCA